Molecule: messenger RNA, 1338 nt
Organism: Sphaeroforma arctica JP610
Lineage: Eukaryota; Ichthyosporea; Ichthyophonida
Exons: 2
Coding region: 177-671 (164 amino acids)
Source: RefSeq, a predicted model, not a curated record
CAAGUGUGUAAGUCAAUUCCUUGUUCGAUAACGAAGAAUCGAUCAUACACUGAAUGAAAAGUAUACGGUCUUGUUCGUUGCAACCAAGUAUAUGUGAAGUAAAGUAAGAAUUUAGAUUUAUUAAAAGCGUUGCUCCUAAGGUCGAAUAGCAAAUCAAACCUACACUUAGCUACAAAAUGCGUGAUAUGACUAUGUGCACAAACCUCAUGCCUCCCAUGGCGGGUACGGCCAAGCUAGCUAACCGUCAACCAGUAAAGCAAAAGGAGAAUACUUCACUGUCAUGGGUUCCGUGUGUAGGUGCUCUCCUGCAGGUUGCACUAAGUUCAGUCUCGAUGCUCUGCACAGGCGACGGAGGAUCUAGAGAGAGCGCUUGGAAUACAAGCGGCAGUAAAACAGAAAUUGCUGCGAUUGAAGUAUGUCAACCAAAAAUCGUGACCGAGGACUUGUCGUCGUCUUCUGAUAGUCUAAGUAGCUUGAAGCUUAGCAGGAGAGUCAGUUUUCCAACUAAACAAAUUGAGUUUGUGGAUACGACUUUCAGCAAAUGCGAGUAUGAUAGAUCCAGCCUUAUUCUGUCACCGCUUACGGCUUCUAAACACCGUCAGAUCAUGAACGAAUUAUAUAUCUAUCGCAAGUACGAGAUGGACGUGUUUCGAACUACAUCUUCAGCAUGACACGCUGCACGGGGGUUUGGCCUAUAAUGCGAACCUGGUUGUGUGGUAAAAAUUAUAGACAUUGUCACGAAUACUGCUACACUAUCGUCGCUACCCAAUAUUCCGCCAAGAAGCAGCGAUCACUCCACGAUAUACUAUGGAGUAAAGACCUGGCAGAAGAGAGAUUAACGUAGCGAAUCGAAAAUGCAAGAAGCAGGAAGGUUUGUAUCGGUGUUUCUCUAUGCACGGGUGAGAUGAACGCAGAGGUGGCUGUGCAAAAUUUACGACAGGAUCCAAGAGAUUGUGCUGAUAAAUUAAUCGAAUCUCCACAGACAGCUUAUUACCUGGUAGGUUGAAGGGUACCUACUCCAUAACCCUUAAACGAGAGCAUCACGUUAUCGAUAACAACACGUGCCUUGCCUCCGAGCAUGUUUCCCCGCACGAACCUCGUCCAUCAGUAGAACCGCACGUUAAUACUUUCAGAGGUCUGAUAUCCGGCACUUUAAAUAUAUUCAUGUACGCCGCAAAUUGUCCGAUCGCCGGAUGCGCCAUGCUAGCGGAUUAUUGAUAGGAUAGUCAAUAUACAAGUACCUAUUCAUAAUGUACCGCUUGAGAUCUAAUGAAAGUAUGACAACCUGGGACAAAAUACUGACUAGGAGAAUCAAAAGUAAAAUUGACAAUUCAUGCA